UAUGCAUAUGACUUAAAAACAUUUAUAUAAAACCGUGUUUAUACAAAAGGAGUUUAGUUGCAUAAUUUCAGUGCUGUAUGCCUUAUACUUUUAAGACUCAAAAAAUUAAUAAUAUAUUGUGAAACGUGCAAGUGCCGCCAGUUGUAAGUGCAUCAGCAAUGAAAAACGCAAUUCAUGUUGCGCUAUUCGCCCUUUUGGGUUUGGCCCUUAUUAUGGAAGGCGACUCGAAGAAAUUGAAGUUUCCGAGAAGUUUUAUAAAUCCCUAUCCCCGCUUUAAGGAGUAUAGUGAUGGAGGCGACCCCGGCGAACCACUGUUUCUUACCCCUCUUAUACAUGAUCCAAAAAUACCGAAUGAACAAGUUCGUCAAAAAGCGGCAGUGAUUGGCAGUCAAUUCCACAAAGUCGAAAGCUAUUCCGGAUAUUUAACAGUAGAUGCGGGACGCAAAUCAAAUAUGUUCUUCUGGUAUUUCCCCGCACAGGAAAAUCCUGAUUACGCUCCUGUGCUUUUAUGGUUGCAAGGCGGACCGGGUGCAUCUUCAUUAUUUGGUUUGUUUGCGGAAAAUGGACCCUUUGAGUUCGAUUCACAUGGACAUUUACAAAAGCGCAAUUAUACUUGGAGUCGCACUCAUAAUCUUAUUUAUAUUGAUAAUCCCGUUGGAACUGGUUUUAGUUUUACUGGCAGCGAUGAUGGUUAUGCUCGGAAUGAAAAAGAUGUGGGACGUAAUCUUCACGAGGCCGUAAUGCAAUUAUAUGAACUUUUUGAAUGGUCAAAUUCCAGUGAAUUUUGGAUUAGUGGGGAAUCAUAUGCAGGAAAAUAUGUACCAGCACUAGGUUACCAUAUUCACUUGAUGCAAAACGCGGUGGACACCCGUGUUUAUAUUCCGUUAAAAGGUUUAGCUAUCGGAAAUGGUCUCUCUGAUCCAUUGCAUCAACUCAAAUACGGUGAUUACUUAUAUCAAUUGGGUUUAAUCGAUGAUCACGGCUUGAACCGCUUCCAUAUAGAGGAAGAGAAAGGUAAAAAAUGUAUAGAACAACACGACAUGGAUUGUGCAUUUGAAGUAUUUGAUGCUCUUAUCAAUGGUGACCUUACAAACGGAUCUAUUUUUCAUAAUCUUACUGGCUAUAACUAUUACUACAAUUAUUUGAAAACUAAUAGUGACAUGCCGGAUGAAGUACUUGGAAACUUUUUACAAUCUUCAACAACACGCCGCGCCAUUCACGUAGGCAACAUGACAUUCCAUGAUUUAGAUAAAGAAAAUAAAGUGGAGAAGUUUUUGAAAAAGGAUGUAAUGGACACAGUGGCACCAUGGAUAGCUGAGCUUUUAAAGGAUUAUAUUGUUUGCAUUUAUAGUGGACAGCUGGAUAUAAUUGUUGCUUAUCCUUUGACUCGUAAUUACUUAAAGCAAUUGAAAUUCGCAGAUGCUGAUAAAUACAAAGUAGCUGAGCGCAAAGUUUGGGAGGUGGACGGCGAAAUUGCAGGAUAUGCAAAACAUGCCGGUCAUCUAAUUGAAAUAUUGGUGCGCAACGCUGGGCAUAUGGCGCCUGGUGACCAACCUAAGUGGAUGGAAUGGAUGAUUAAUCAUUUAACGCACUACAAAAAGGUCGUUUAGACAUAUACAUAGUGUAUAUAGUGCCAUCGCACAUUUUAUAUAAAUAUUUUUCUGCAAAUUAUAAAGUAAAUAUUGUAAGAGUUUAUUGGUCCAAAGAAUUUAGAUUGUUAACAAAGAAUUAAAUAACAAAUAAAGAAUGGUUAACCAACAA
Zeugodacus cucurbitae (melon fly) is the source of this 1761-nucleotide messenger RNA. Its product is annotated as venom serine carboxypeptidase. The record is from RefSeq and is a predicted model, not a curated record. Gene Ontology annotation, biological process: proteolysis. The transcript has 2 exons. Gene Ontology annotation, molecular function: serine-type carboxypeptidase activity. NCBI's taxonomy places the organism in Eukaryota, Metazoa, Arthropoda, Insecta, Diptera, Tephritidae. Bases 159 to 1610 code for a protein of 483 amino acids.